GUAAUUGCGGUUUGGUAAAUAUAUUUUUAUCAUUGUUCAAGUAUGGAACAUAAUAUUUCUCUAAAUCUUCAGAAAUGGAUAAAAAAGUGUUUAAAGAAAGAGUUUGAAAUGAAUAUACAGAAAUGCUUGGAAGAAAACAUGGAAUGUACUGACAUUGUUCAAGAAAUUAUACAUUCGAAAGAAAUGCCUGGUUUUUUAAAUUCAAUGAGAGCUUCGCUUGUUGAACAAUCUGUUUCAAAAUCAGCAUCAACAUUGUUUUCUGAUUCUCGACCUCAGUCUUCUCUUUCUUGUCUUAGUGAUCAAACAAGCGAAGAUUGGAAUUCUCCUUUGAAUAAUGAUGAAUAUUACAAUAUUAUUUUUGAUAAAAUCAGUAAUGAUAAACCUACUCAUGUUAGAUUAGCUGCCUAUGAAGUUUUAUUAAAAAAUGAUUUAUCAAAUGUAAAUAACAAUCCCAUAUGGAAUUCACUUAAAAAAGCUCUAUUGGAUAGUCUCACAGAUGAAAAUAGACCCAUUUUUGAAGCCAGCUUGCAAGUUCAUGCAAAAUUAUUAACAUGUUUGCAAUCAUAUGAUGCAUAUAUAAAUUUAUUAGAUGCCUUUAAUGCUCAAUAUCAUUCUCAAAAAACAUUUGAAAUAUUACCAACUUUGUUCACUGGAAUUAAUUUUAAGUUCUUUUUACAUGAAAGAGUAUUUCGUAUUGUACAUUUAAUACUUCAGUAUCACAACGAAAAGCUGAAAUGUGCAAGAAAUCCUGAUAAAUCUACAGAAGAAUUAAUAGAAACAUUUAUAACUUUUUUUAGCACACAUGAAUUUGGCAAUGCAAUACAAUCUAAAACAUUAAAUAUAUUGAAUAUUAUUGCUAUAUUAGAACCAUGUGCUAAUUGGAGCAAAAAGUGGAUUGUUAAUCUUGCUACUAGAAGACUAUUCUUACUUGCAUUAGGCAAAUCGCCAAGUAUAUUACAAAAUAUAAUGAAUUAUGUAGAAAAAGGAUUAGAAGAUCCACCUCAUUUUGUAUCAGUUUCUAUUUGCGAUGAACCGAUGGAAGCAAUCAUUAAUGGAAAUACAAUAGAAACAGUAACUUAUCUUCAUUGCUUAUGCUUUGUGUCACAACUUUGCGCUUAUGAGGCAGGCAGGACACUGUUAGAAGAAACUAUUUUCGAAAAGCCAUUUUCCAUUUCUGAUUUUCUAACUGCAUCUUUGAAAGCCUUAAAUAAAUUAUCUGUGGAUACAUUAAAUGGCGUAUAUGACAUUUCUUGCUACGCUUUACAAAUUAUUUUAGAUAAGCCAACAAGUUUAUAUAGUUUUGAAUUUUAUCACAUUGCAUUAUGUCAUUUGCCUUCCUUAUCUGAAAAUAAUAUAAAAGUAUGGCCACAUACAUUAAACAUAAUCUUACACAUGUUGGAUACAACAGAUGGUUCGCUAUUUCUUAUCUCCGAAUGUAAGGAACACACAGUCAAUUUUGAAAAUAAUGUGACAAAAUGUCCUGCUAUGUAUAUUAUAGUAAUAGCAUCGAACAUGUUAAAACAACCUUUUUCUAUAAUGAAUAACGAAUAUCUUCUUAAAUUAUUCAAAGUACUGGAAAAAUUAUUUGACGUGUUUGAAGCUUAUGAAAUUGUACAAUAUAAAAUAGAAAAGGAAUUUUAUCCUGCUGUAUCAUAUUUUUAUAAUAAAUUAGACAAAACUUACUUUGAGAAUGAAAAUAAAGUUCAACAGAUAAAUAGUGCUAUUAUAUCGUUGUUACUUAAAAUGGUGUCUAUACCAUUUGGAUUGAAAGCUAUUGUUCAAGAAUCAUCUGUAUUUCACGAAUUAAUAGAAGGAUGUAUAGCACCCUUAAGAAUGUCAUGGACAUCAACAGAAGUGGUUAAUUUUGUAUCAACUGCUGCAUUUUUUGAUUUGGGAUAUACUACGCUUGCGAAUCUCGCACCACAUAUUUUGUCAACCUUGCUUUCAGAUACAUGUACAAUAUUAGAAGAUUUGUAUUACUUUCAUGAUCCGUGGGAUCAUGAAAGUAUUCACACUUUUUUACAUAUACUGACCUUUUUUUCUCUGAAUUUUAAAUGUUUUUCAGCACUUAUGACCAGUACAAAAGAAUCAUGCAAUAAUGAGGAACAGAAUUAUCCACUUAACUUAUACGAACUUUUUAAGAAUGCACUAAAUCCUGAAUUAAAUUAUCAUUACUUAGGACUUCUAUCAUUAAAUACUGUAAUUUGGAAUUUAAAUAUUUAUGUUUAUUUAAUAGAAUUACUGGAUUUUCAGAAUAUUAUAUUAGAACUUCAACACUCAAGUUUACAAGAAUUUGAAAAUGAAAAUACAAGGACAGAACUUAUCGAUGACUGCAUUUUGAUGCGAAAUAAAAUUAUAUCUAAAGUACAUUUUAUUAAAACUGAAAAUGAAGAGUAUACUAAUUUAGAAGAGUAUGAUGUAUCAGUAUUACAAACUCUAAAGGUGAAUAAAGAAGAAACAUGUUUCUCGGAAGUUGAGGAUAGAACAGUAUUAGAAAAUUUACUUCAAGAAAGUAAACCUGGUUUGUUAGAUAGUAAUUGGAUUGAAGACGUUAGAGAAGCUUAUAAAGCAUCAUCUGAACCAAUGAAGAAUACUGUAUUAAUACAACUGUUGGAUCAGAUGCAAAAAGCAAUUCCUACUGCAGAAUGGGAAGAAAAUUAUCAUUGGCAAGAAAAUGUUUCAGUAAAUACAGAUUUCUGGUUUGCAGAGGAAAUACAUGGAAUUAAUUUAACGCUAUAUUAUGCAGAGCAGAAUAAUAUUUUAAUAAAUACUACUGAAAUGAAGACAAAAUUACAAGGAUUUAUUAAUACAUGUUAUGCAUUUAUUCAGUAUGAGAGACCAAAAAAAUUUGAUGGAUUUGAUUGGUUUUUAGCAACAGUAUUUAUUAUUUGCGAAGGUGAUAUAGAAACAUGUAAACUAUUUAUUACACAAUUAAUGAAAUUCCCAGUAACUACAUUUUUGUGGUCAAAUUUAGGAAAAGUCGUAGAUAAAAAUGCCCAGGAAGAAGGUACUACUCAAUUUACAUUUAUGCAACUUUUGGAAACUAUCAUUAGUAACGAACUUCCGCAUAUCAAGUUUGCACUUAAGGAUGCUUCUGGGAUUAAUUGGUCUUUAAUAUGCAAUUUAAUGAUAUCUCAGUGCUUCUGGGGUAUAUUAUCUUGGUCUCAAAUUAUACAUUUUUUUGCCAUUUGUGUACUGUAUUCACCUGAUUAUAUAAUAUAUUACUGUAUAUCGCUUUUGUAUCACAAUCAACGUACAAUAAUGCAACAUAUGACAACUGGAAAAAUGUGGCCUGAACAUAUGACGUUAGACGACUAUCAAUGUCAUAAUUAUAUCAGAUUUAUGGAUACAUUGGAUAAAAGAUAUGGUAACAAAGUUUUGCCAAAACUGUCUAUAAAAAGUUUUAAUUCGUUACGCGAAGCAUGAAUAUGUAUUAAUAUUUUAUAAAAGGAAAUCAUGUUACUGUCUCAUAACUAUUCAUUACAGUAACAUAAAGUCAAGAAAGGGGGAACAUUUGAGUAGCAGUAUAAACUCUCACAUUAAUAAUUUUCAAAGAUCUAUUGUUGUAUACCAUUCACAUUACAUGUACUUUUGUGACAUUUUGCUAUCUUACAAAAUAUUUCCUAUUAAAUGCCUUGUAUAUAU
Molecule: messenger RNA, 3645 nt
Organism: Nomia melanderi (Alkali bee)
Lineage: Eukaryota; Metazoa; Arthropoda; Insecta; Hymenoptera; Halictidae
Product: protein broad-minded
Source: RefSeq, a predicted model, not a curated record